ACGGAAGUUUAUGCCGAGGUACGUAAAUAAAGUUACAUGCUUGAAAAUUAAGCUCAACACUUCCACGACUCAGAUUGAACGACCAACUUCAAAAUUGACACGUUUGAAACAAGUCCUGAUCUGUACUGUUUUGAUCACAGCUUUGUUUUGCGACAGUCGUCGGUAUUUGGUCUGAGAAAAUGCAGUCGCUCGACGUUAAUAAGAAAGAUUCCGGCAAAAUAUGGCAUCGUAAGCCGAUUCCUUCAGGUGACAAUGGGUUAAUGGUAGAAAUCCAACAUGACACUUCAAGUGCAUUUUCUCUUCAAAAUCGCUAUGUUAGGUUUUUACACGCAGCUUUUGACAGCACAGGAGAUCGAUUUGUUGCUGGAGACCACCAAGGCAACAUCUACGUAUUUGAUCUUCUUAGAAACAGAUUUCAGCUUGUUCAGAAAACUGGUACAGCAUGUACAGCACUUGCAUUCACGCUGCGAAGACGAACAGAGUUUCUAGUCGCUCUCUCAGAUUGUUCACUGAAAUGUUACGAUACAGACACCAGGGAGUUGGUGAGCUGGAUGAAAGGUCAUACCACUCCAAUCCACACAAUAUCUAUCCAUGCCUCUGGUCGUUAUGCUCUUACAACAUCCAAUGAUAUAGCCCAACUAUGGGAUCUAGAUACGUUUGAACGGAAGAGAAAAUUAAAUGUUCGCCAAUCAGUGGGAAUUCUGAAGGUGUUUUUCUUACCUUUAAGUAAUACCAUCAUGACAUGCUUUAAAGAUGAUUCUAUCUUUGCUUGGGAAUCAGACACAUUACAGUGUAAAUAUCAGCUGACUAUACCAGCAGGACAAAAACCAGCGUAUAAAUCGUUUGCAACUCCAAAAGAUGGUAGAUUGUUGGUGGCCGGUGGAAAAUCACGAUUCAUACACAUAUGGGCUUUAGACACUAGAAGACUACUUAGGAUAAUAGAGUUACCAAAUAAAGUCAAAGUUGUCAAACAAUUGGAGUUUUUACCAGAAAGCUUUGAUGGUGGAUCAAGUCAGGUUGUCGGUGUACUCAGUCAAGAUGGCAUCAUGAGAUUCGUCAAUGUGAAUACCUGUAAGCUACUGUUUGACAUCGGUACACUAGAUGAUAGGAUACAUCACGUAACUGUGAGCUCACAUGGUAGAUUUAUCGUAGCCGUCACUGAGAGUGGAAAAACGAAUAUAUACAGUGCACAAGCCCUGACUGCUGAACUGAAUAAGCCUCCCCCACCAUUGGUGAAAGCCAUGUCCUGUAAAGAUAAGUCAGCGGAUUUGUCAAGAUCCCGAAUGUUGCGAUCAGUCACACCUAAAGAUACUGUAACUGUGACAACAAAAGACAAAAAAAAAACACGAAUGAUUGAACCGGGCAUGAAAGUCAGAACCCCAACAUUUGAAGAUGAGACUUGCGAGUUGCCUGAAGGUCUCAAUAUGGAUAGACUUAUAUCAAUACUGAAAGGUUACGGUGAAUACCCAUCCAAAUAUAGGAUGUUUAUUUGGAGAUCUCUGUUAAGGCUUCCUGAAAACCAUGCAGCAUACAGUAGUCUCACUGAUAAAGGUACUCACAUAGCCUGGGCAAACGUACAUGAACAGUAUCCAAUUAAGAGUAGAAAACUGCUGCGCGUACUUCAACGGACUCUUUCUGGUCUUGCUCACUGGUCGGCCAUCUUUGGCGAGACGGAUUAUCUCCCCCUGUUGGGUUUUCCUUUUAUCAAGCUAUUUCAAAAUAAUCAGCUUGUCUGCUUUGAAGUUAUUGCUACUAUACUGUUAAAUUGGUGUCAACAUUGGUUUGAAUUUUUCCCAAAUCCACCGAUUAAUGUCCUAUCAAUGGUAGAGAAUGUACUUGCAUAUCAUGAUAAAGAAUUGUUACAGCAUUUUAUUCGAUAUAAUGUCACCACACAGAUUUAUGCGUGGCCGUUGAUGGAGACUCUGUUUUCUGAAGUUUUAACAAAAGAUGAAUGGUUAAAGCUAUGGGACAAUGUAUUUUCAAAUCAUCCGUCCUUUUUCCUGAUUACAAUAGUUUCAUACUGUAUUUGUUCAAGACAACCAUUACUCCAGUGUAUUGAUAAAGAAGACUUUGAGUAUUUCUUUCACCAUCGUAACUCAGUAGAUAUUGGCGCUGUCAUCAAAGAAGCGUAUCAUCUUCAAGACACUACACCAGACGAUGUACACCCAGUGAGGAUGUUGGACGAUUUCAAACCGCUUACUAAAGGACAAUAUCCGGUGUUCAAUAAAUAUCCUAAAUUUAUUGUGGAUUACCAGGCACAGGAACGUGAACGGAUACGACAAGAUGAAAUGGAGUACUUGAGACAGCGACAGGCAGCGAUGGAAUUGAAGAAAGAGACAGAGAAGAGACAACAAGAGGAGACAGCGUGGUAUCGUCAACAAGAACUGAUCAAGGAUGCAGAGGAAGAAAGGAGGAAGUUGCUGAUGGAAGAGGAACAGAAGCUUGUGGAUCAAAGAGUCAGAUUAAAUGCAAUGAAAAGAGAACUACGUAUCAAAGAAAUGCAACUGAUAGACGCCGCUAGAAGGAAGUUCGUACAUCACGAAAAACAACAGAGAGAGACAGAAUUAAAAAGGCUUGAUGAAGAGUUGGCUAGGAAGGUUAUGCUUAGAGAACAAGAGACAAAGUCAGCAAUGGAAGACGUGGAUAUUAAAAACAUGGAAUUGUAUGCACAGAAGAAAAUGUUAGAACAGGAGCUGGCUAGAAUCCAGUCUGAAGCAGAUUAUCAUAGAAGAGUUGACUAUGAUGCCAAAAGGAAACAGCAUGAACUUGAAGAGAGAGCACAACAGAGAGUAAUGGAUCAGGAAAGAGAAACAGAACAUGAUCUCAGAAAGGGCGUCCAGAGAACCGUAGCUCAAGCUGAACAAUUACACAGCGAUGCACAAAUGCGAAAGGAAACUGAAGUCAGAGGUCGACUGGAUGAUAUUGAGAGAGAACUUAAAUCAGUUGAGUUGGCGCGUCACAAUGAUCAAAACAGACAAAUGGAAGAAGAAAUUCAGGAUUUAAUGCGAAGACUUGAAGAGGGGAAGUUGGAAACAGCAAUGGAUGAGCAAGAACAAUACAACAAAUUUAAAGCGCUGUCUGAAGUGGCGGAGAGAAGACGAUUACAGUUGUUACAAGAAGAAGCCACACUUGCUAGAGAACAUGCCGAAGAACUGAGGAAUUCAAUGGAUGCAUCUUUUGAGCGUCUAAGAGAUAUCAGAACACAACACGUGGAGAACAGUGUGACAAGUCCGUUACUACCAGAAAAUGUCAGAACAAACGGCAUCACAUCAACUGACAAUACAUGUUUGAAUAAUUUGAGUUCUUCACCGGAUAGCGAUGUUCCAUUUACAUUGGAUCGUGGACGAAAGACUUUUGAAAGACGAGAACAGGAACUGCUGAGAGAGGUUAGAGACAUGCGAAGAAAACUUGCUUCAGAGAGCAGAAGAGCUAAACCGCCACCUGAUUAUAUUUCUGAUGAUGAUGAAGAAUAA
Molecule: messenger RNA, 3473 nt
Organism: Saccoglossus kowalevskii
Lineage: Eukaryota; Metazoa; Hemichordata; Enteropneusta; Harrimaniidae
Product: TBC1 domain family member 31-like
Biological process (GO): cilium assembly
Cellular component (GO): ciliary basal body
Molecular function (GO): protein binding
Source: RefSeq, a predicted model, not a curated record